This is a messenger RNA of Arachis stenosperma, 1277 nucleotides long. Its product is annotated as heavy metal-associated isoprenylated plant protein 8-like. Gene Ontology annotation, molecular function: metal ion binding. The record is from RefSeq and is a predicted model, not a curated record. The transcript has 5 exons. The coding region runs from base 195 to 1277 and encodes 360 amino acids. Lineage: Eukaryota; Viridiplantae; Streptophyta; Magnoliopsida; Fabales; Fabaceae.
AAGCAAUCCCCUUUAGCUUUUGAUUGGAAUGAAGAUCCUUUUAUUCACAUCCAAGUUAUUUCAUCCACUUUAAUUUAUUCUCCUCUUUCUUCUGAUCUCUUGCAUGCAUUGUGUUAUUAUAUAUAUAAACACACUCAUCAUCAUUCAGAUUGAACUCAAACACCAUUAUUAUAUAGUAGAUUCAACUAUUAAUAAUGCCUUCAUCAGAAUCUGCAGCUAAGCCACCAAACCAAUCUUCUCUUGACAGAGAAAUCAGGGAGAUGGUAUCUGCCAUCACUAACCGUGUAACUGAUUUCCACAAACCAGGUUCAACCCACCACCACCAUUCUGCCACCCACGACGACGACGACCACGGCGUCAGAAUCAUCACGCUCGCCGGAACCAACGACGGAGCCACCCUCAAAGGCGAGUUGGACGAAAAGUCACCCGGAAAAGCUGCUUCUUCUCAUCAUCAACAUCAUCAUGAUCAUGGUGUUGAAGCAGAGCCACUGAGCACUUAUGUGAACAGCAACUUCCAAGCCAUCAACAACUCUAUGAUGCUUGGCGGUAGCUUCCAUGCAAAUGAUCCUGGUGUGCAUUUGGAUAUCUCAGAUUUCACUGACCCUAUUCCUCAUCAUAAUAAGCAUGGCAAGAAGGGCAAGAAGAAAGACAAAGAGAAAGAAGUGGUGGUGAAAGCAUUCAUACAUUGUGACGGUUGCUCAGAUAAAGUUUCUAGGUGUUUGAGAGGUCUUGAAGGAGUGGAAAAUAUUGUGAUUGAUAGAGAAAAUAACAAGGUCACUGUGAAAGGAGAAGUGGUGAAAGAUCCUUUGAAGGUUUUGGAAAGACUUAAGAAGAAGUAUAGCAAAAAUGUGGAGCUACUUUCACCAAAAAUAAAGCCAGAGAAACCAAAAAAAGAAGAAAAAAAGGAAAAGGAUCAGCCUAUAAUAAAAACUGUGAUGCUUAAGAUGUAUAUAUAUUGUGAUGGCUGUGAAAAUGAUGUCAAGAGAAAAAUUGAGAAAAUGGAAGGUGUUGCUUCUGUAGCAUUGGACAAGGAAAAAUCACAAGUCACUGUUAAAGGAACAAUGGAAAAAGACCAGCUUGUAGAAUACGUUAAGAAGCAACUGAAAAAGCAUGCAUAUAUUAUAAAUGUAGACGAUAAUGGAAAAGAAAAUAAAAACAAUGAGACAUGCCAAAAACCCGAAAUUAUAUUUAGUUAUCCUCCCCAAUACUCUGCACAACAUACUUAUCCCAAUCAAACUUUCAGUGAUGAAAAUCCCUUUGCAUGUUCAAUCAUGUAA